AUGAAGGGCCAGGCUCCGAGGGCGCCUCCCCGACAGCGAUUGAGCGCGAACCGCGGCGGGCGGAGGCAGGCGGCCGCGGCCCCGCCCCCGGGCCUGGGCCCCGCCUCCCGGCCCCACUUCCGCCGGGCGAGCGUCGGCCGGCGGCGCUGCCGUAAGUCCGGCCGGCGGUUUGCCGCAUCACGGAAGAUGGCGGCCGCGGCGGUGAACGGGGCCUCGAACUCGGGGCCUGCGGCGGCCUCGGGCGCGAUCCUGCAGGCCGCGGCCGGCAUGUACGAGCAACUCAAGGGCGAGUGGAACCGGAAAAGCCCCAAUCUGAGCAAGUGCGGGGAGGAGCUGGGCCGGCUCAAGCUGGUUCUGCUGGAGCUCAACUUCCUGCCAACCACAGGGACCAAACUGACCAAACAGCAGCUCAUUCUGGCCCGUGACAUCCUGGAGAUCGGGGCCCAGUGGAGCAUCCUGCGCAAGGACAUCCCCUCCUUCGAGCGAUACAUGGCCCAGCUCAAAUGCUACUACUUUGAUUACAAGGAGCAGCUCCCCGAGUCGGCUUACAUGCACCAGCUCUUGGGGCUCAACCUUCUCUUCCUGCUGUCCCAGAACCGGGUGGCCGAGUUCCACACGGAGCUGGAGCGGCUGCCUGCCAAGGACAUCCAGACCAACGUGUACAUCAAGCACCCUGUGUCCCUGGAGCAGUACCUGAUGGAGGGCAGCUACAACAAGGUGUUCCUGGCCAAAGGCAACAUCCCUGCCGAGAGCUAUACCUUCUUCAUCGACAUCCUGCUCGACACAAUCAGGGAUGAGAUUGCUGGGUGCAUCGAGAAGGCCUAUGAGAAAAUCCUCUUCACUGAGGCCACCCGGAUCCUCUUCUUCAACACACCGAAAAAGAUGACGGACUACGCCAAGAAGCGCGGGUGGGUCCUGGGCCUCAACAACUACUACAGCUUUGCCAGCCAGCAGCAGAAGCCAGAAGACACCACCAUCCCCUCCACGGAACUGGCCAAACAGGUCAUCGAGUACGCGCGGCAGCUGGAGAUGAUCGUCUGAGCCCCGGGCUCGGGGCGGGGCAGGGCUUACAUUAUUUAAAGCAGUGGCAGUCUAGGGUCCCCUCCAAUAAAGGUGGAUUCACAUUUUC
This is a messenger RNA of Diceros bicornis minor, 1129 nucleotides long. It is a transcript of the gene PSMD8, whose product is annotated as proteasome 26S subunit, non-ATPase 8. Bases 1 to 1041 code for a protein of 346 amino acids. Gene Ontology annotation, cellular component: nucleus; cytosol; proteasome regulatory particle. The record is from RefSeq and is a predicted model, not a curated record. The transcript is spliced from 7 exons. Gene Ontology annotation, biological process: proteasome-mediated ubiquitin-dependent protein catabolic process. NCBI's taxonomy places the organism in Eukaryota, Metazoa, Chordata, Mammalia, Perissodactyla, Rhinocerotidae.